This is a messenger RNA of Microthlaspi erraticum, 930 nucleotides long. NCBI's taxonomy places the organism in Eukaryota, Viridiplantae, Streptophyta, Magnoliopsida, Brassicales, Brassicaceae. The record is from the annotation of a GenBank genome assembly.
AUGGACUCCACCGCGUUUUAUCUCCUCCUCCUCCUCUCAUUAACCGCCGUAGCUAUCCCUCCGACCACCUCCGCCACGACGAUCGGAGUCACCUACUCGAGUCCAGACUCCAUCUCCAGUUCCGUACUACUCUCGCCGGACAGAAUCGCCGAGAAGGUCGUUUCAAUGAAGAUUCCGGCGGUGAGGCUUGUCGACUCCGAUCCGGCGAUGAUUCGCGCCUUCGCCGACACCAACGUUUCUCUCUUCCUCUCCGUCCCCAAUUCUAUGGUUCCACUCCUCGCUUCCAAUCGCUCCGUCGCGAAUCGCUGGGUCUAUCGCCAUGUGCUUCCCUUCCACGGCCGCACCAAUAUCUCAAUCAUCUCCGUCGGGAACGACGCGAUCUCACACUCGCCGGACGUUUCUCCGUUCCUUCUCCGAGCGAUGCAGAAUGUUCAUCGAUCUCUCACGGAUCUGAGAAUCUACAACAUUCCGGUGUCAACUACCUUCUCUUACUUAGACAUCAUCCCCACGGCUUUCCCUCCCUCGGCGGCGCAGUUCCAACAACCUAUCGGAGAUGUGAUUAUCAGGCCGAUUUUGCAAUUCCUCGAACGAACCAACUCAUCGUUCCUGAUCAAUCUCUAUCCCUACAAUGUCUACCGAUCCAACUUCGGCAUUACAAUGGCAUUAGCUCUUUUUCAUGAUUCUCCUUUGAGUUACCUAACCGACCUCACUACCGGACUUGACUACCGUAAUGUCUUCGAUAUGCUGGUCGACUCUGUGGUCUGCUCCAUGGCCGUGAUGGGCCACGAGAAUCUUCCCUUGAUUGUGGCGGAAACCGGUUGGCCUAGAUCCGGAGCCUAUUUCCGCAAAGUAGAUAAGACAAUGCUGUUCGGCGAAAUGUACUUGAAACUUGAAAGGCUUGCUUACUCACAGCCAACAAGCAAAGGAUGA